Messenger RNA from Juglans microcarpa x Juglans regia, 1681 nucleotides. RefSeq names its product protein DETOXIFICATION 18-like. Gene Ontology annotation, molecular function: xenobiotic transmembrane transporter activity; antiporter activity. Gene Ontology annotation, cellular component: membrane. Bases 66 to 1532 code for a protein of 488 amino acids. The transcript is spliced from 7 exons. The record is from RefSeq and is a predicted model, not a curated record. Gene Ontology annotation, biological process: xenobiotic detoxification by transmembrane export across the plasma membrane. Lineage: Eukaryota; Viridiplantae; Streptophyta; Magnoliopsida; Fagales; Juglandaceae.
ACGCAAAUUAUACUGCAAAAGAAUAUUACGAGGACAAAAGGAGGAGAACAAAGAACUGGAAAAAUAUGGAUAUUUUAGAAAACGCAAAUUUAGAUAGCAAGACACCAUUGAUAGAGGUAGGUCACAGUGAAGAUGAAACGAAGGGAUCAGGUGGUCACUGGUGGGAGAAAGUGUUGGAAGUGGAGGAGGCCAAGAAACAAGCCCUGUUUUCUUUGCCCAUGAUUCUUACCAAUGUUUUCUACUACUUAAUCACCUUGGUUUCCGUCAUGUUUGCCGGCCACCUUGGCGACUCCGAGCUUGCCGGAGCCACUCUUGCCAACUCCUGGGCAACAGUCACCGGCUUCGCUUUCAUGGUUGGUUUAAGUGGAGCUCUUGAGACAUUGUGUGGGCAAGGAUUUGGUGCAAAAUUAUACGGAAUGCUAGGGAUUUAUCUGCAAGCCUCUUGCAUCAUAUCCUUCAUAUUCUCUAUCAUCAUAUCAAUAAUCUGGUUCUAUACAGAGCCCAUACUGAUCUUUCUUCAUCAAGAUACUGAGAUUGCAAAGACAGCCGCUCUCUAUAUGAAAUUUCUCAUUCCUGGACUAUUUGCAUAUGGCUUUCUGCAGAACAUCUUGAGGUUUCUUCAGACACAGUCUAUGGUUAUGCCCCUGGUUGUAUGCUCGUUGCUACCAUUGGUUGUUCAUAUCGGCAUUGUAUAUGCUUUAGUACAUUGUACAGCUCUUGGUUUCAAGGGAGCAUCUUUGGCAGCCUCAAUUUCAUUAUGGCUGUCAUUUCUUAUACUGGCCAUGUAUGUCAUAUACGCAACUAAAUUUAAGCAUACAUGGGAAGGAUUUUCAUGGGAUUCCUUUCAUUAUAUUUUUACCAACUUGAAACUAGCCCUGCCCUCUGCAGCAAUGGUGUGUUUGGAGUACUGGGCUUUCGAGAUUCUGGUUUUCUUGGCAGGACUGAUGCAAAACUCAGAAACAACUACAUCAUUAAUUGCAAUGUGUGUCAACACAGAAACUAUUGCCUACAUGAUCACAUAUGGUCUGAGUGCCGCUGCAAGCACAAGGGUGUCAAAUGAGUUGGGAGCAGGCAAUCCCAACCGGGCCAAGAGUGCCAUGGCUGUAACUCUCAAGCUCUCUGUUUUUCUUGCACUCACAGUUGUUUUGGCUCUUUGCCUUGGUCAUAACAUCUGGGCCGGAUUCUUUAGUGACAGCCCUACGAUCAUACGGGAAUUUGCUUCAAUGACACCCCUCCUUGCAGUUUCAAUAUUUGCCGAUUCUGUUCAAGGUGUCUUGUCAGGCGUGGCCAGAGGAUGUGGUUGGCAGCACCUGGCUGUGUAUGCUAACUUGGCAACUUUCUACUUCGUUGGUGUACCAAUUUCCAUCUUCCUCGGUUUCAAGUUGAAACUACAGGCAAAGGGUUUGUGGAUGGGCUUAAUCUGCGGACUCUCCUGCCAAGCUGCCACUCUCUUGUUGAUUACAUUGCGUACAAACUGGGCUAAACUGGAUCUCACCCAGAACGCUAACAAAGAAAAUGUAGUUUUGGUCUAGCUGAGUGCCAAGCUGGUGUUACAAGUAAUAUUCUUGUUUUGGGAGAUCAAAACUUUAUAUAACCCGCGAUAGAAAUUCAACUAUAGUUUAAUUUGGUCCAUAAAAUAGUAACGACAAAAGUCGUAUAUAUGAAAUAUGUAACAAGGUCU